AUGCCUGCCAGUAUUCGCGUGCGAACCGGAUGCCGGGAUGUUUCCUGGGGAUGCCCAGGACGUCCCUCUGGAGCUGGCGCGGUGGGCGACACACUCGGCGGCGGCGGCGGCGGCGGCGGGACCCGCGGAAUAUCCGCGCUGACGUCAGCGGGUGCGCGGCGUGCGCGUAUAAGAGGGGGCGUCGCGACGCCGGGCCAGUCAGAUUCCAUGAUGAGAGCGCCGGUGGCAGUGGUGUGCGUGGCGCUUCUGGCGGCGGCGACCGCCGCGACGCGGCCCUUUGUGCUCACAGCCGACGACCUGCAGCACGCGCUACAGCACGGUCGUGUUCGGCGCGGGUUGAUCGGCAGCUUCUUGGGCAAGCUGGCCGGCGGCGGGAGCGGCUCCAACGCCAACUCAGGCUCCUUUAGCAUCGGCGGCUCCCUCCCCUUCGGCAUCUCCGGCGGCAUCUCCACGUCGCACUCCAACGCCCACGCUGGCGGCGGCGGCGGCGGUGGCGGAAGCGCCAGCGCUAACGCUAACUCCAACGCCGCCGGCUUCGGCGGCGGAGGCGGAGGCCCGGGCUUCGGCUACGGGCCGGGUUACGGCUACAACGGCGGCGGUGGCGGCGGCGCUAAUGCCGGCGCUAGCGCCAACGCCAACGCCAACGCGGUGGGAGGCGGAGGUGGCGGCGGCUACCAGCCGGGCUUCGUGGGCGGCGGCGGCGGCGGCGGUUUAGUGGGCGGAGGAGGCCAAGGCGGCGGCGGCGGCGGCGGCUACGGAGGCGGAAACGUUGGCGUCGGCGGAGGUGCUCCCAUUAUCGUGGUCGUCCCGGCCAAAGGGCCCCCGCCUCACGGGCACGCCCACGGCCACUGGAAGAAGCCUCACCACGGAGGAUUCGAAGGCCAAGGAGGGUUCGGAGGGCAAGGAGGAUACGGAGGAGGCGGCGGUGGCAACUUCGGACUCCACGGCGGUGGUGGCGGCGGCGGCGGAGGUGGUGCAGGCGCCGGCGCCAACAGCCAGGCUUCUGCGAGUGCCAACGCCAACGCCAACGGUGGCGGUCUCGUCGGAGGCGGCGGCGGCGGAUACAACGGUGGUGGUGGCAAUGGACAAUUCGGCGCCGGCGGUGGAGGCGGUGGUUUAGGCGGCGGCGCCAACUUCGGCGCUGGAGGUGGUGGUCAUGGCGGCCACGGAGGUGGUGGAGGUGGCAACCUGGCGUUCGGAGGCGCCGGAGGUGGCGGCGGCGGUGCUGUGUUAUUGCAGGCUGUGUUCGGCGCGGGCUCGCCUUGCCUCCAUGGAGAGCUCACGCGGUGCCCGCUGCAGCAAACUCAUACCAAAGCUUCUUGGGAGCAAGCUGGCCGGCACCAUGCCCGGCCGCCCUGA
Gryllus bimaculatus (two-spotted cricket) is the source of this 1359-nucleotide messenger RNA. The record is from the annotation of a GenBank genome assembly. Lineage: Eukaryota; Metazoa; Arthropoda; Insecta; Orthoptera; Gryllidae.